Humulus lupulus (European hop) is the source of this 5103-nucleotide messenger RNA. Its product is annotated as regulatory-associated protein of TOR 1-like. The record is from RefSeq and is a predicted model, not a curated record. The transcript has 23 exons. Gene Ontology annotation, biological process: cellular response to amino acid stimulus; positive regulation of protein serine/threonine kinase activity; TOR signaling. Gene Ontology annotation, molecular function: protein-macromolecule adaptor activity; protein binding. The coding region runs from base 471 to 4508 and encodes 1345 amino acids. Gene Ontology annotation, cellular component: TORC1 complex; cytoplasm. Lineage: Eukaryota; Viridiplantae; Streptophyta; Magnoliopsida; Rosales; Cannabaceae.
UUUUUUCCUUUCUUUCUUUCUCUCUCUUCUUUCUCUGGUUUCCUCUUCUUUGACAAAAUCCUAUUUUGCUCCGUUUUUUUUUUCCCUUCUGUUUUGUUUGUGCCGCCACUGUUAUUUUAUUAUUAUUAUUAUUUUCAUUUUAUUUAUUUUUUUAUGCGCCUCAAAUCUUCUUCCUCCCGACCUAGGGUUUCUAGGGUUUUCAGAGAAGUCCGUUGGGCUUUCUAGGGUUUCUCGAGCUGGAUUCUCUCUCUUUCAUUAGACGAAUCUCCAUGCGCCGCUGGUUCAGCGGCUUCGUUGACUAGUUCUCUGAAUCAUUCUUGUAUUCCAUUUCUUUUUUCUUCUUGAAUCUUUCCGGCGUUCUGGUGUUCAUCGGUUGAAUUGUUUUUGGUUAUGGUUUCUCGAUUAGGGAAGGGUUGAUUGAUCUCUUCUUGAGCUGUUGGUUCUGUUUAUUGAGGCCUUUUUCGAUUUGAAUGGCAUUGGGGGAUUUGAUGGCCUCCAGGUUUUCGCAAUCUUCGGUGGCGGUUGUUUCGAAUCAUUUGGAAGAAGAGUACGUUUCGAGCCAUGAUGAUGUUGAUUUGAGUUCGCAGAGAAUGGAUUCGGAGACUGCUAGUAGUAGUUAUGGCAAUGGCACGACUGCCACUACCACGAGUAUGGCUUAUUUGCCUCAAACAGUGGUUUUGUGUGAAUUUCGGCAUGAGGCUUUUGAGGCUUGUCUUCCCGCCGGUCCAUCAGAUAGUGGUUUAGUCUCGAAAUGGCGACCUAAAGAUCGAAUGAAAACGGGAUAUGUUGCUCUUGUUUUAUGUUUAAACAUUAGUGUUGAUCCUCCAGAUGUGAUAAAGAUAUCCCCUUGUGCUAGAAUGGAGUGCUGGACAGAUCCUUUUUCAAUGGCACCGCAGAAAGCUCUUGAAACAAUUGGGAAAAAUUUGAGUGCUCAGUAUGAAAGGUGGCAACCAAGGAUCUUUGAGCAGGCACGAUAUAAGGUCCAGCCUGAUCCUACUGUGGAUGAAGUGAAGAAACUUUGUAAUACAUGUCGUCGGUAUGCCAAGUCUGAGAGGGUCCUAUUUCAUUAUAAUGGCCAUGGUGUGCCUAAGCCGACUUCUAGUGGUGAAAUUUGGGUUUUCAAUAAGAGUUAUACACAGUAUAUCCCUUUGCCAAUCAGUGACCUUGAUUCCUGGUUGAAGACACCCUCCAUAUAUGUUUUUGAUUGCUCUGCGGCUGGGAAUAUUGUGAAUGCUUUUAUUGAGCUUCAUGAUUGGGUUGCUUCUAGCUCCUCUGGAUCCACAAGGGAUUGCAUUCUACUUGGAGCUUGUGAAGCACAUGAGACUCUUCCACAAAGUGCUGAAUUUCCUGCAGAUGUGUUUACGUCUUGUCUCACAACACCUAUUAAGAUGGCUUUGAGAUGGUUUUGCAGACGCUCAUUACUACAUGAAUCUCUUGAUGAGUCGCUAAUUGAUAAAAUCCCGGGCCGCCAAAAUGACCGCAAAACACUUUUGGGGGAAUUAAAUUGGAUUUUCACUGCAGUGACUGAUACCAUUGCAUGGAACGUUCUGCCACAUGAGCUUUUCCAGAGGCUGUUCAGGCAAGAUUUGUUAGUCGCUAGUCUUUUUCGAAAUUUUUUACUUGCUGAGCGAAUUAUGCGUUCUGCCAAUUGUUCCCCGAUCUCUCAUCCAUUGUUGCCGCCUACCCAUCAGCAUCACAUGUGGGAUGCAUGGGACAUGGCUGCUGAGAUAUGCCUUUCUCAGCUUCCGUCAUUGGUUGAAGAUCCUACUGCAGAGUUCCAGCCAAGUCCCUUUUUUACGGAACAGCUGACGGCUUUUGAGGUUUGGCUUGACCAUGGGUCGGAACACAAGAAACCACCGGAACAGUUACCUAUUGUUCUCCAGGUUUUACUUAGUCAGUGUCACCGAUUUCGAGCGCUGGUUCUUCUUGGAAGAUUCCUUGAUAUGGGACCCUGGGCUGUAGAUCUGGCCCUGUCUGUAGGGAUAUUUCCAUAUGUUCUGAAGCUAUUGCAAACAACAACACCAGAACUACGACAGAUUCUUGUGUUCAUCUGGACGAAGAUUCUUGCUCUUGAUAAGUCAUGCCAGGUUGAUCUAGUGAAGGAUGGGGGACAUACAUAUUUCAUCAGGUUUCUUGAUAGCCAGGAAGCAUAUCCAGAACAGCGUGCAAUGGCUGCAUUUGUUUUGGCUGUAAUUGUGGAUGGUCACAGACGGGGUCAAGAAGCCUGUAUUGAAGCAGGUUUGAUCCAAGUUUGCUUGAGGCACCUUCAAGUUUCAACCCCAAGUGACGCACAAACUGAACCCCUAUUUCUUCAGUGGCUUUGUCUCUGUCUGGGAAAGCUAUGGGAAGAUUUUCCUGAGGCUCAAAUAAUGGGUUUACGAGAAGACGCUCUAGCUAUAUAUGCUCCUUUGCUCUCUGCUCCUCAACCAGAGGUUAGGGCUUCUGCUGUUUUUGCAUUGGGUACCCUUCUUGAUGUGGGCUCUAACUUGUGUAGAGAUGGUGUUGGAGGAGAUGAAGAAUGUGAUAAUGAUGAAAAAAUUAGAGCAGAAAUUAGUAUUAUUAAAAGCUUAUUAAGUGUAGCUUCAGAUGGAAGUCCAUUAGUCAGAGCAGAGGUUGCUGUUGCUCUAGGGAGAUUUUCCUUUGGUCACAACAAUCAUCUCAAGUCAAUUGCUGCAGCAUAUUGGAAGCAUACUGGGUCUCCUUUGAGUUCCCUGCCUUCUUUGGCUCAUAUAAGAAGUCCAAGUAGUGUUGUUCCAUCUCAGAUUGGUCCAAUAUCGAGAGUUGGCACUGACAGCUCGUCUCUUGUUCGAGAUGGAAGGGUCUGCACUAGCAGCCCUCUUGCUACUUCUGGAAUUAUGCAUGGUUCUCCAUUGUCUGAUGAUUCAUCCCAACUUUCUGAUUCUGGAAUAUUGAAUGAUGGCGCAAGCAAUGGAGUUGUUAACCACUCAGCAGUAAAACCCCUGGACAAUGUGAUGUAUUCACAAUGUGUAUCAGCCAUGUGUGCUUUGGCCAAGGAUCCAUCUCCACGCAUUGCCAGGCUUGGUCGCAGGGUACUGGCUAUUAUAGGGAUUGAGCAAGUUGUAGCAAAACCUCUAAAAACUUCUGGUGGUAGUGUUCGGCCAGAUCCUUUGGCAUCGACUCCUUUUGGAUUGGUCCGAUCGUCGUCAUGGCUUGAUAUGAAUGGAGGAGGCCAUGCGUCCUUAACUUUCCGAACUCCUCCUGUUAGCCCUCCUCGACCUAGUUAUUUAACUGGGAUGCGGAGAGUUUGCUCGUUAGAGUUCCGACCACAUUUAAUGAGCACACCCGAUUCUGGACUUGCUGAUCCGCUUCUGGGGUCAGGGGUAUCUUCUGGUUCUACUGAACGCAGUCUUCUUCCUCAAUCUACUAUCUAUAAUUGGAGUUGUGGGCACUUUUCAAAGCCACUUCUCACAGUGGCAGAUGAUAGUGAAGAAAUAUUAGCUAAAAGAGAGGAAAGAGAAAAGUUUGCCUUGGAGCACAUAGCAAAAUGCCAGCAUUCUUCUGUAAGCAAGCCUAAUACUCAAAUUGCUCGGUGGGAUACAAGAUUUGAGACGGGUACAAAGACAAUCUUGCUGCAACCAUUCUCGCCUAUUGUAAUUGCUGCAGAUGAGAAUGAGCGAAUCGGGGUAUGGAACUAUGACGAGGCUACACUUCUCAACAGCUUUGAUAAUCAUGAUUUUCCAGAUAAAGGAAUUUCUAAGCUCUCCCUUGUGAAUGAGCUAGAUGACAGCUUACUUCUUGCAGCUUCAUGUGAUGGAAAUAUUCGCAUUUGGAAAGAUUAUGCAUCGAAGGAUGAGCAGAAACUUGUUACUGCUUUCUCUUCAAUUCAGGGUUAUAAACCGGGCAUUCGAAGCUUGAAUGCUGUUGUGGAUUGGCAACAACAAUCUGGAUAUCUGUAUGCUUCUGGUGAGGUUUCUCGCAUCAUGAUUUGGGAUCUGGAUAAGGAGCAACUUUUUAAUUCUGUUCUUUCAUCACCAGACUGCAACAUAUCAGCAUUGUCUGCCUCUCAAGUUCAUGGCAGCCAAUUCGCUGCUGGUUUUGUUGAUGGUUCUGUCAGACUUUAUGAUGUGCGAACACCUGAAUCGCUGGUCUGCGCAGUACGGCCACACACUCAGAGGGUAGAAAGAGUUGUGGGGAUUGGCUUUCAACCAGGACUGGAUCCAGCUAAGAUUGUCAGUGCUUCUCAGGCUGGUGACAUUCAAUUUCUUGAUAUCAGAAGUAAAAGGGAUGCAUAUCUCACAAUUGAAGCUCACAGGGGCUCUCUUACAGCUUUAGCUAUUCAUCGACAUGCUCCCAUAAUCGCAAGUGGUUCAGCCAAGCAACUCAUCAAAGUCUUUAGUUUGGAAGGGGAACAGCUAAACACGAUUCGGUAUUACCCUACUAUCAUGGCCCAGAAGAUUGGUUCCGUUAGUUGUCUAGGUUUCCAUCCCUAUGAAGUUCUACUUGCUGCCGGUGCAGUAGAUGCCUUGGUUUCUAUUCACGCUGAUUGACAACGCUCAAAUUAUAUGGGAAUGCAUCUUGUUUUCUGGAUUAAAGUUUGAUUUGGAUUUCUUCUUCGGAGGUAACUCGGAAUACUUGGACUCACAUUGGAGUCCCCGCCCCAUUGCAGCACGCGGUGCAGGAGAUCAUCAUGAAUAAAAUUAUUAUGCUGCUCAGUUCCCUCCGUUGUCAAUGAGUCUAAAAUAUAUUGGUAGAGGUUUCUUUCUACCAUAUAUAAAUAUAUUUAUAUAUAUAUAGUGUAUGCUAUAAUAUUCAUUAGCCUCCGGAGAAAGUAUUCUGCAAAUUCAUAGGGGGCUUUGGAAAUAAUCUGUCACAUAGGUACAUGCAUGUAAAUAUUCCUUCUUUUUAAAAAAUCUUUUUUUUCUGCAUUUUGGUGUGUGCUUAUUUCUUUUUUUCCCCUUCAAUUUGUAAAAGCACAUUUGUUGGUAAGUUUAGUGUCGCAUACAGAUGGCAACGUGGGUGUUCCCCUAAAAAUGUAGGGGUCUCCAGCAUUUCCUCGUUGCUCAUCCCUCAUCCUGUUGAUUUGUCCUUCCAUUUAAUUCACCUUGUAAUUAAAUUCUUUCAAGUUUGGUGUCCUUUUGUCUA